Molecule: messenger RNA, 1944 nt
Organism: Entelurus aequoreus (snake pipefish)
Lineage: Eukaryota; Metazoa; Chordata; Actinopteri; Syngnathiformes; Syngnathidae
Gene: hadhb
Product: hydroxyacyl-CoA dehydrogenase trifunctional multienzyme complex subunit beta
Exons: 16
Coding region: 170-1591 (473 amino acids)
Biological process (GO): fatty acid beta-oxidation
Molecular function (GO): acyltransferase activity, transferring groups other than amino-acyl groups
Source: RefSeq, a predicted model, not a curated record
UUUAACACCCUUGUAACGAGUAUUUCUGCUUCGGCUUAUCUAUAGCCAGCUAAAAAGAACUUGGGUCCUUGAUAGGGAAUGCGGGUUAGUAGUCCAGCUCAGUUGUGCGCCGCCAAGCCUUUGACAGGGAAGCAGCCUCUGUGAACAAACACUUUCAGUACAGAACACAAUGGCUACCAUGCUACUGAAGUCAGUGCGUUGCUCCCCUGUCAGCUCUACCUGGGCUGUGCAGUUUGCUGCACGAUCCCUCGGUACGACAGCUCAGCUACAUGCUCAAGCUCAGGCAAAAAGCAAGAAGACACUGGCCCGCCCUGGCGUGAAGAACGUAGUGUUGGUCGAAGGAGUACGAACCCCUUUUCUAUUGUCUGGAACUACAUAUGCUGACCUCAUGCCUCAUGACUUGGCCAGGGCAGCUCUACAGGGUCUGCUGCACAAGACAGGUAUUCCUAAAGAUGCUGUGGACUACAUAAUCUACGGAACUGUAAUUCAGGAAGUCAAGACAAGCAAUGUAGCAAGAGAGGCUGCGCUGGGUGCAGGCUUCUCUGACAAGAUCCCAGCUCACACCGUCACCAUGGCCUGCAUCUCCUCCAACCAGGCAAUGACCUCGGCGGUUGGUCUAAUUGCUGCCGGCCAGUGUGACUCCGUCGUGGCAGGCGGAGUCGAGUUCAUGUCCGACGUUCCUAUCCGUCACAGCCGCAAGAUGAGGAAGACCAUGCUUUCGCUCAACAAGGCUAAGACCCUCGGCCAGAGGCUCGGCUUGAUUGGCAGCAUCCGCAUGGGGCACUUCGCACCAGAGCUUCCUGCUGUAGCCGAGUUCUCCACAGCGGAAACGAUGGGCCACAGCGCUGACCGUCUGGCUGCUGCAUUUGGAGUAUCCAGAGUGGAGCAGGAUGAGUUCGCUCUGCGAUCACACUCGCUGGCCAAAAAGGCCCAGGAUGAAGGUCUGCUGCAGGAUGUCAUCCCCUUUAAAGUGCCAGGCAGGGACAUUGUUUCCAAGGACAACGGUAUCCGUCCAUCCUCCAUGGAGCAGUUGGCCAAACUAAGACCAGCCUUCGUUAAACCUCACGGCACAGUCACCGCCGCCAACUCCUCCUUCCUGACCGACGGUGCCUCUGCUGUGCUAAUCAUGUCUGAAGAGAAAGCUCUAGCGAUGGGUUACAAGCCUAAGGCCUACCUGAGAGACUUUGUCUACGUGUCUCAGGAUCCUAAAGAUCAGCUGCUGCUCGGACCAACAUACGGUACACCCAAGGUUCUGGAACGUGCUGGUUUGACCAUGAAUGACAUCGAUGUGUUUGAGUUCCACGAGGCGUUUGCAGGUCAGAUAAUGGCAAAUCUGAAGGCUAUGGACUCUGACUGGUUCGCCCAGACAUACAUGGGCAGAAAAUCAAAGGUGGGUACUCCUCCUAUGGAGAAGUUCAACAACUGGGGAGGCUCUCUGUCUCUGGGUCAUCCGUUCGGUGCCACCGGCUGCAGACUGGUCACCACGGUCGCACACAGACUCCAGAAAGAUGGAGGACAGUACGGUUUGGUGGCGGCAUGUGCUGCAGGAGGACAGGGCCACGCCAUGGUGAUUGAAGCCUACCCGCAGUAAAACAUGGACAUUACCACCGCUUCAUCACGAGAACAACACACACCACUGGGUGUGUACAGUUUGCCUUGAUUAGACAGGAGUCAAUCUGCGUGUGUGUGUGUGUUUCCGAGAGAAAGAGCGAGCGAGAAGAACAUUGUGUGAAUGGCUGUUAAUUUAUAGCAGUGAAAUAUCAAGGGAAUGUUGCUGCCGUUGUUUGACGCACUUGCAGGAGCAUCAUGUCAACUCUUUGAGUCCAAUGUAACAUAGCAAAGUUUAAGGCCUUAAGAUUAACUGAAUUUAUGCCGUAUGUACAUGUUAGAAUAUUGUUUUUCUUACAAACUGUUGGAAUUAAAUGAGAUGAUACAGAGCAAAUA